AUGGCCAUUUACCGAGUGAGCCUAUUCAUGCUCGCGGCUGUGCAUAUAUCAUCAGCCGUGCAGUGUCCUCCAUCACAUGUAUUCGAUGAAAUCUUUCCUCUUCAUCCGUCGAGUUGCUCGGCCAUUACACUUUGCAUUGCAGGUGAUGGUUCAGCUCAUUUACCAACCUUUGAUACCGCCCACUUGCCGUGCCUCUCGACGCUAAUCGCCCUGCAAUGCCCUAAGUUCAAAGCUGCCGAUGCAGAGUGCGAGUACUCAAUUCUCCAAUUUGAUGACAAUGGCUCGACAACACGAGCUUGCUGUGAUACCUUUGAUUUGUUGUUCGAGGCUUCGGAUCUAGCUCCUCAGAACCGGCUUUUGCGCCAUGAUUUCUUUGAUAUGGAUUCGGCAACGACGGAUGUGGAACUAGAUGAGCCUAUAAACAGUGAUGAGGUGGAAAUAGAUGAAGAGGAUAUGGCCAAAUUCGAGCAUGAUAUUGAUACACAGGAGGAUGAAUCCGAAAACGAAUAUGAUGAGGAGGGGGAGGAGGAAGACGAGGAAGAGGAAGAAGAGGAAGAAGAGGCGGAGCAGAACCAAGAUUUAUAA
This is a messenger RNA of Aspergillus ochraceoroseus IBT 24754, 585 nucleotides long. RefSeq lists its product as uncharacterized. The transcript has a single exon. Lineage: Eukaryota; Fungi; Ascomycota; Eurotiomycetes; Eurotiales; Aspergillaceae. The coding region runs from base 1 to 585 and encodes 194 amino acids. The record is from RefSeq and is a predicted model, not a curated record.